AUGUGUCUCACUGCUACUAUGGAUGUUUUGUGUUGUACAGGAAUGGCUUGUUGUAAGUCAUUAUGCUGUUGUUGCAAGAUUUGUUGUGGUUCAACUUUUAAAGAAUAGAUUAAGUUGGCUUACAUAUUACUAAAUUAUACCACAAUCUUUGUUACGAUGAUAUUUUGCUUUUUUUUAUAAGGUUUGUUUGAUAACUAUCUAUCUUUCAUCUCCUGUCCCUCAGAUGAUAGUUCAUCAUGUUUAGGAGUGUCAAGCAUAUAUAGGAUUUGUUUUGUGUUGAUGUGGAUGUACAUAUUUUUAAUGAUCUUAAUGCUGAUUAGAGGAGAAAUAGCCAAAGUGGCAAACGAGGGAUUAUGGCCCCUCAAAUUUUUAUAUAUUGCAGUUUUCUUCUUUGGAACUCUGUUUAUAAAAAAUUCUUUUUUUAAAGGAUAUGUGUAUUUUGCAAUUGUAAUAAGUGGAUUCUUUAUGAUUUUUUAAAUAAUCAUGUUGAUUGAUGUGUUUUAUCUGUGGGGUCAAAGUUGGAUUCGUAUAUAUGAUAACGGAGGAGAAUACAUGAAGUACAUCUUAAUCAUCACAACUGCUAUUCUAUAUGGAGGAGCAUUUACAUUGAACAUCUUUAACUUUAUAUGGUUCUCUGGAUGUGGAACAAACAUUUUUAUGAACGUCUUUACAAUUCUUUUAAUUGUUGGAGCUACUGGUGUUUAAUUAUUAGGAUGGAAUCCAUAAGGAUCCUUGCUUACAUCAGGAGCCAUGGCUAUCUAUAUAGUGUUUCAAGCAUAUUAAGCUUAAUCCUCUUGGCCUGAUACUGAAUGCAAUUCAUUAUCCAAAUCAGAAGGAACCAGAAUAGUAGAAAUAGUGGUAGGCAUAUUAUUAACUGUUGUCUCUCUCUUGUAUUUAACCUUUGGAACAUCAAAUUCAUCUGCAACUAAUAUUGUUUAACUAGAAUCUAAAGAUGAGAAACUCGAAAAUCAAUAAAGAGAAGCCAAUUAAGCUGAAGGCAAUUAAGAUGAGGAAUAAUAAUUAUUGCAAUAAUAAUAAAAACUAGAAGAAGCCAAAGCCUUAGUAAAAUAAGCUGAAAUGUUGCCUUACACGACAAACCAAUAUCUAAUCUUUCAUACUAUUAUGUUUAUAACUAUUAUUUAUAUGAUGAUUUUGCUAACAAACUGGACAUAUUAACCAAAUAAACUGGCUUAUUGGGUCAAAAUGAUCACUUCUUGGUUAGCUGCCUUACUCUAUAUUUGGACAUUGAUUGCACCACAUAUCUUCCCUGAUAGAGAUUUCAGUUGA
This is a messenger RNA of Paramecium tetraurelia, 1287 nucleotides long. RefSeq lists its product as uncharacterized. The transcript has 4 exons. Gene Ontology annotation, cellular component: membrane. The record is from RefSeq and is a predicted model, not a curated record. Lineage: Eukaryota; Ciliophora; Oligohymenophorea; Peniculida; Parameciidae.